Molecule: messenger RNA, 12332 nt
Organism: Astyanax mexicanus (Mexican tetra)
Lineage: Eukaryota; Metazoa; Chordata; Actinopteri; Characiformes; Acestrorhamphidae
Gene: mast4
Product: microtubule associated serine/threonine kinase family member 4
Exons: 29
Coding region: 383-8152 (2589 amino acids)
Biological process (GO): intracellular signal transduction; peptidyl-serine phosphorylation
Molecular function (GO): protein serine/threonine kinase activity; ATP binding; protein binding
Source: RefSeq, a predicted model, not a curated record
UUUUUACAGUAUGUGAAUAUAGUUUUCUGUGAUGGUACCUCAGGGUCUCCUUAUGUGUGUGUGUGAUUGGUGGGCGGGGUUUUGAGGUGUGAGUGAAGGACUGAGGGAAUGAGCUCGCGCUCGGCGUUGGUUCACCCGCGCGAGCGCUUUCAUAGCAACAACAACAGCGGUAGCGGCAGCGGCACGCGGACGGAGCGCAUGCAGUACCGGGGCUGGAUGUAGGAGGUGUAGGAGUCGCAGUGUUCAGCUGAGGAGCUCCGGGGGCUCGGCGGAGAGGCGCGCGCUGCGGGAAGCUCUCUGCGUAAGAAGUUGUGCAGCAUGUCCUGCACCGGGCCGGUGUAGAGCUUAGCUGAGCGGCGGCGGCGGCGGCGGCAGUGGCAUUAUGGAGCGGGAGGGCCGCCGGUUCAGCAGAGGCGGGAGUGAAGGUUCCUCCGGCUCUCCGACGCUGUCAGAGGGGGGCGAGGAAGAGACUCACCGCGGCCCGUCUCCACUUUCAGAGGAGCUCCAGAGUAUAGCUCUGAGUAGAGCGGAGGAGGAAUCAGAGAAUAUGAGGAAUGAAGACGAGCAGGAACGAGAAGAAGACCAGGAGGAGGAUGGGGACCAAGACGAAAUGCUGGAUAACAUCCUGUACCCCCCCUCCGUGGCCUUCCGCAAGACCAGCAACCCCGAGAUGUCCAGUGGCUCCGGCCUGGCGCUUAAAUUCAAACGACAGCUCAGCGAAGAUGGGAAACAGCUCCGCCGAGGGAGUCUGGGUGGUGCUCUCACAGGGAAGUACCUGCUGCCAUACCUGUCCACCCCAGGGGCAGAGAGCUCCAACCUGGUGCGCAUGCGUUCCCAAAGCCUGGGCAAGUCCGCUCCCUCCCUCACCGCCAGUCUGAAAGAGCUCAGUCUGCCCAGGAGAGGGAGCUUCUGCAGGACGAGCAACAGAAAGAGUCUGAUAGGGAGCGGACAGUCGACAGCCCUUCCUCGACCACACUCGCCACUCUCCUCACAUACAGGCACCAGUCCCCAGGACAGCCCCAGAAACUUCUCCCCCAGCGCUUCAGCUCAUUUCUCCUUCGCUCGCAGGACCGAUGGCCGACGCUGGUCCCUUGCAUCCCUCCCCUCCUCUGGAUAUGGAACCAACACCCCCAGUUCCACUGUUUCUUCGUCCUGUUCAUCACAGGAGAAGCUCCACCAGCUGCCCUUCCAGCCCACGCCCGACGAGCUCCACUUCCUAUCCAAGCACUUCUGCACUGAGAGCAUCGCUGGGGACGACCGCCGCCGCGCCACGCCCAUGCGCCCACGCUCACGCAGCCUCAGCCCCGGAAGAUCCCCAUCUUGCUGUGAUCAUGAGAUUAUAAUGAUGAAUCAUGUAUACAAGGAAAGGUUUCCUAAGGCCACGGCUCAGAUGGAGGAGCGCAUCCAAGAGAUCAUCAGCAGCAACUCCCCGGAGAACGUGCUGCCGCUGGCCGACGGAGUGCUCAGCUUCGCCCAUCACCAAAUCAUCGAGCUGGCCCGCGACUGCCUGGAGAAAUCUCGCCUUGGCCUCAUCACCUCCCGCUACUUCUGCGAGCUGACGGACAACCUAGAAAGACUUUUCCAAGAGUCCACUGAGCGAUCAGAGAGUGUUGAGGUGACCUUCAUUAAGGAACUGGUGAAGAAGAUCCUCAUAGUCAUUGCCAGACCAGCACGACUCCUGGAAUGUCUGGAGUUCGACCCAGAAGAGUUUUAUCACCUGCUGGAGGCUGCAGAGGGUCAUGCCAAAGAGGGGCGAGGCAUCAAGACUGACAUCCCACGCUACAUCAUCAGCCAGCUCGGUCUGACUCGAGACCCUUUGGAAGAAAUAGCCCAGUUAACAAGCUAUGAUAGUGGAAUUGCUGAAACCCCCGAGACCGAUGAUUCUGUGAGUUCCCAGAGCCUGAGUGCAGCGUUGAGAUCCCGCCGUAAACCCUGUGAGGUAGAUUUUGAAAUGAUCAAACUCAUCAGCAACGGUGCUUACGGAGCUGUCUAUCUGGUUCGGCACAAAGAGACUAAGCAGCGUUUUGCCAUGAAGAAAAUCAACAAGCAGAAUCUGAUGCUGAGGAACCAAAUUCAGCAAGCGUUUGUGGAGAGGGACAUUCUGACCUUCGCUGAGAACCCAUUUGUAGUCAGCAUGUACUGCUCUUUUGAGACACGCAGACACCUCUGCAUGGUCAUGGAGUAUGUUGAGGGUGGGGACUGUGCCACUUUGCUGAAGAACAUGGGUCCUCUGCCCGUGGACAUGGCUCGAAUGUAUUUUGCAGAGACGGUUCUGGCUUUGGAGUACCUGCACAACUACGGCAUUGUUCAUCGAGAUCUGAAACCUGACAACUUGCUGGUUACUUCAAUGGGACACAUAAAGUUGACAGACUUUGGCUUGUCAAAGGUGGGCUUGAUGAAUAUGACCACUAACCUGUAUGAAGGUCACAUCGAAAAGGAUGCCAGAGAGUUCUUAGAUAAACAGGUGUGUGGCACUCCUGAGUACAUCGCUCCAGAGGUGAUCCUGAGACAAGGCUAUGGAAAGCCUGUGGACUGGUGGGCUAUGGGGAUCAUCCUGUAUGAGUUCCUUGUAGGCUGCGUGCCCUUCUUCGGGGACACACCUGAGGAGCUCUUCGGUCAGGUCAUCAGUGAUGAGAUAAACUGGCCUGAGGGAGAGGACGCUCCCCCGGCCGAUGCCCAGGAACUCAUCACGCUCUUGCUCAGACAGAAUCCUCUGGAGCGGCUCGGCACUGCAGGAGGAGCCUAUGAGGUCAAGCACCACCAGUUCUUCCACAGUCUGGAUUGGAACAGUCUGCUUAGGCAGAAGGCUGAGUUCAUCCCCCAGCUUGAGUCUGAAGAUGACACCAGCUACUUUGACACCCGGUCUGAAAGAUACCAUCACCUGGAAACUGAGGAGGAGGAAGACACGAACGACGAAGACUUCAAUGUUGAGCUGCGGCAGUUUUCAUCUUCCUCACAUCGAUUUUCUAAGGUGUACAGCAGCCUGGAUCUGUCCCGUGGGCAACUGGAGGAGAAAGGAGAGCAAGCAGAGAAGAAGAGCGAGAGUCCUCUGACUGUGGACUCGCUCAGCUGGACUCCAGACUUCACUGACAUGCCAUCCCUGUCACAUUCAUCUGACACAGAGAGCACCAGUGUUGGCAGGCGUUCAGGCAUGUUGCCUAAGUUUGCCAUCUCAGCAGAGGUGGAGAGCUGUGAGGGCUCACUGGCUCUGGAUGACCCCGGCAAAGUGGCGUUCUCUGUCGGAGAUGAGCCUCAAGACGAGCCCGACGCCACCACCCCCUGCAGCACUGUCAGCAACUCCACUCUUUCAGGCAGUUUCUCUGAACACCUAGAUCAGCUCCCAUCACGGCCAGAAGGAGGGGAAAGCCCAGAUAGCACAUGCAAGCCGUCCACUGACAACAGUGCACAGGUGACCACCCUGAGACCUGAGGCCACGGAGAAGCCGAGCUCCGUGAACAAAGUCCCCAAAUCAGCCUCCGCAAGCGCACUGUCUCUCAUGAUCCCCGGAGAUGUUUUUGGCAUGUCUCCUCUGGCUAGCCCCAUCUCACCAUACUCGCUAUCAUCAGACCCUUCCUCCAGAGACUCCUCCCCCAGCCGUGACUCCUCCCUCUCUACUGCUGCCUGCUCACGUCAGCCAAUCAUCAUUCACAGUUCGGGGAAGAAGUUUGGCUUCACUCUGCGAGCGAUUCGAGUCUAUGCUUGUGACAGUGAUGUCUACACUGUCUAUCACAUGGUCUGGAAUGUGGAGGAUGGUGGACCUGCUCAUAAGGCUGGACUCAAGGCUGGAGACCUGAUCACUCAUGUUAAUGGGGAAACAGUCCACGGACUUGUACACACUGAAGUGGUGGAACUGCUGAUGAAGAGUGGAAGCAAGGUUGCUAUUUCCACAACUCCUUUUGAAAACACUUCAAUUAAAACCGGCCCAGCUAGAAGAAACAGUUACAGGAGCAAAAUGAUCAGGAGAACUAAGAAGCCAAAGAAGGAGAAAACACAAGAACGGAGACGAUCAGUAUUCAAACGAUUUGCCAUGCAGCCCUCUCCACUGCUCCACACCAGCCGCAGUUUCACCUCCCUGAACCGCUCGCUGUCCUCCGGGGAGAGUCUGCCUGGAUCCCCCACACACAGCCUGUCUCCCCGAUCUCCCACCACUGCCUUUCGGCCCACCCCCGACUUUAACCAGUCAGGUGGCACAUCCUCUCAGAGCAGUUCCCCCAGCUCCAGCGCUCCUAAUUCCCCUGCUGGCUCUGGCCACGUCCGGCCUAACACUCUGCACGGCUUGGGGCCUAAGUUACCUGGGCAACGCCUGCGUCAGGGCCGACGAAAAUCAGCGGGGAACAUCCCUCUCUCCCCUCUGGCUCGGACGCCAUCCCCGACCCCACAGCCCACAUCGCCUCAGCGGUCUCCUUCCCCCCUGCUGGCUCACACAGUCGGCAGCUCCAAGACCACGCAAGCUUUCCCAGCCAAGAUGCACUCGCCUCCUACGAUCGUCAGACACAUGGUACGACCUAAAAGCGCAGAGCCUCCUCGCUCCCCGCUACUGAAGAGAGUCCAGUCAGAGGAAAAGCUCUCUCCAUCUUACGCAGGAGACAAAAAGCAUCUCUGCACCAGAAAACACAGCUUAGAAGUAACACAAGAGGAGGCUCAGGGUGAGGUUGCACCUGGAGGAGAGCACACUCUACAGUGUGUGGAGGAAAGUUUAUGCGAACCUCCCACCAUCACUCGAGUAAGGCCUGCUGAGCAGGGCUGCCUCAAGCGGCCGGUCAGUCGGAAGGUUGGCCGUCAGGAAUCUGUGGAGGAUCUCGAUAAAGAGAAACUCAAGUCCAAAGUUGUGGCCAAAAGACAGGACUGGUCUGAGAGACGCGAGUCCCUGCAGAAACAAGAUGCUCUACAAGAGCCUGAGGCAUCCGUGUGCUCCCACACCAAUGAGGAUAAGGAGAAGGGGCUUCAUGGACGAGCCCCAGGAAGACCCCAAAGCAGUGCUGAGCCUGGCCCUCUUGAUGGUAAAGCUGCAAAUUCCACACUAAAAGAUGUCCUAUACAAGAAACUCAACACCAGGGCAUGUGAAAGCAUUGCAGAAUCUCUCUGCAGUACGGGGGACUGUGUCUCAAUCCUAAACGAAGGGGUAAGAUCGACCCCAACUCAAGCAGACAGACAACUCUCCAGGCAGAUUAAAGAGGGCAGUAAACCAGAUAGACUUGAUUUCAAAGCUCCCAACAUGGAGUUUGCCAGAAAGCGGCAGUCCUUUGAGGAACGUGAUGACUGCAUGUGUUGGAUCAGCCCUGGAGUUCAUGAAAGCCUUCACUUCAAUGCCACCAGAUCCAAAAGUCUCCAGCUUGACUCUGCUUUGAAUUUAGAUCAUACAAGUCAUACAAAAGGCACGAUGGGCUGUGUCCACUCAGCUUCUGGCAUCUGCACAGAGUCCUUGUGCCCUAAGCUUUUCAGUGGGCGGGGGGAGAGCGCAGUGGAGAAGCUCCAGAUGAUCUCCUCAACCGAGGGAUCCAUCAGAAAGACCUCCUCCGAGUACAAACUUGAGGGACGACUUGUGUCCUCCCUUAAACCUCUAGAGGGCACACUGGACAUAGGUCUUCUCUCUGGGCCACGAAUUUCUAAGACCGACACAUGUCUUUCCAAGAUGGUUGGAAGCCAAUCUGAUAUUGUUGGACUGUCAGGAGCUCCACAGAACCAGAAUGAGAAGCAGACGCUAAGCCCUCAACAGAAUGUCAUGAAGAAACAGACAUCUUCUCCACCAGUGGAAAGUCAUGUGGCAGCAGGUCAUGCAGCAAAUUUGACUUUGACCAGUGUCAAAAACACUGGAAAAGAUCCACCCACAUCAAACAGAGAUACUGUUGUUGCUUCCAUUAAGAGUGAUAGUAUCCAAGAGAUCCAACCAAAUAAACAAAGUGAAGGAAUCAAGUUACAGGUCACGUCCAGUAAAAUGGAGCAAGCGGACCCUUGUGGAAAAUCGGAGGCAAGGUUAAAAACAGCCCAGGAGGUGAGGGCUGCUCGACACAGCUCUCAUUUUGCCUAUGGGAAAACUCCCUCCAUCAGGGAGGUCAGCAAUGAGGAUCAAGAUGAUGAUAUGGAAAAUCCUGAGGAAAAACCUAGUCAGCAAAACAAGACUGCAGAUACAAAUAUACUCGUGACCUCAGAUUGUGUCAUAAAGCAAAAAAACACACCAGCGGCAUCGAACACUGGUGUUACAAAUAAAAAAGAUCCACAAGAUUUGACCCCAGCUACUCUAUUUAAUGGCCUGGUGAGCACGGACAAAGAUAAGGCAGCAAAAACCACAAGCUCAUCAGUGGUGGCUGAGCAGGUACAGCAGCCAAGGGCAGUUAAAGACAAAGCAGAGAGUGCAGAGACUCAAAUCUCAACUACAGCUUCAGCUCAGACUUCAAAACUUCUAAAAGAAGGCAAACAUCCAUUUAACUCAGCCUUGGAUCAAGAAAGUGUACCAGCAAGUGGAUUGGACAAACCAAGAAGCACCUCUCAAACCACAAAUUCAAUUUCGCAGAAGACCACCGUCCAAGACAGAGCAGGUAGCACAGCAGUGGAGUCAGAACAAGUUAGCUCUCAUGGCUUACUCAAAGAAAAGGUUGCUGCCAUACAGAGUUUAACUAUACAGAAUGUAACCCCCUCAGUUUUAUCCACAUCUUCACCAACGUCACCCGAAACAGUGAACCCUGUUAUCAAAAGCCCUCUAUCCCCAGAAUCUCCCAAUCCAACCAAACAGAGAAAACCCAACAACAGCAGCCAGUCUCCAAGACCUGCUCCUCUCAAAGCCAUGCCCAUAGUUGCUCCUGAAUCACAAAAGUCUGUAGAUAAAUCCAAAACUCCACAGAACUCAAUAGAAAUCAAGAUAAGCAGUACCCAAAGUGGAUCAUCCCAGCAAGUAUCUCCCAAAACGCUAACCACUUUCGUUUCUACCGACAAACAGACAAGUUCUGAUCUGCUCUUCAGAGAUAACUCUUUGAAAACGCAAAGCUUUUGUGCUGCUGUGGGAGAUAAAGGGCCUAAAUCUCAAGAUCACAAGCAAAAUGAAGACAAGUGUAAAAGCAAAGCAGAAAAGGAGCCCACGACCUGCAUAAAUCCAGUCAAAGAGACAAAAGAAGAGCUACAGAAAGUGCCACAAAACAGAAAAGCAAAAGAACCUGCCACUACUACUACUACAGUUACUACUACCACUACUACUACUACUACUACCACGGCUAUAUCAGCAAAGAGUGAAGGCGCGAAGAUGAUUGAGAGACAACAAGGGGUCUCGUCACUGCAUACAAAUACAAGUCAGGCACUCUCCAGCUCAGCAUCAAAGCAGGAUUCUGGUUCCAGUCCACCAAAGAUGAAAGGUAGAGACAGUAAGGCUGGCGAUACUACGCACUUUCAAUCUGCAAAUCUGCUGGAGGAAAAAUGUAAACUCUCGAUUGGGACUUGCCCAGAUGUUUCAAGCCCGAAGUUCAACAAGCCAGGACUUGGUGUGGGUGUUUGUGGGAAAGAUGCAGGAGGUCUUGCUCAGGCAGCGACAGUAAAACAGCCUCAACAUCCUCAACAGCCUCAGCAGUCAGGUACAGGUUCUACCGCCCCAGUCAAGCAAGGGUCCCUGAGUUCCAAGAACAAACCCAAGGUAGAAUCGCCACUAGUUACGUACCACGGAGGCAAGUCAAGUGAAGAACAUGACAGCAAGAAAAAACAGGAGAGCAAAGCUACAGUGCAGACCCCUACCGCCACUCUGAUUAAAGACAGCGUAGAUGGAAAACCAAAGGACCAGAGGGAGCCGACAACCCUUCCUGCAUCUAGAGCUCAUCCUCAGAAAGAGACUUCGAGCCAGGCUGGGUCUAAAGCUGCUUCUUCUGUGCCAGUGCUGCCUGUACCUGCUGUUAAAGUCCACAUACCAAGUGGAUCCUCUACAGUCAAGAGCACCUUUGGCACUAGUGCUGCUGCUGCUGCAGAGACGUCUGGACAGAGCAGUAGUAGAGUAGAGCCGGCGAAACCUAAACAUGUGGACACUUCAAAGCUGGACUCCUCACACAAAGCUCUCCAUAAUAAAGACUCUGCCAGAUCUGCGCCGCUGGCCAAGGAUGGUGGGGUGCCUGAGAAGGAUUCAGCUCGACCCAAGCAAUCGAAGGAUCAGCAACGAGGUUCUACUAAUAAAAAGUGAAAUGGGAGAGAUGGUGGUUAGAUGAUUGCCAAGUCAACGUAUUGUUCUGUUUUUUGUUUGUUUGGACAGCAAGGCAAUCAUGUAUAUAUGUAUUUUUUUGUUUGCUUGUUUUUUUUCUCCAGGCAUUCAUUGUAUCAUAUUGCCUUCCUUCCUUCCAAUCUUUUUUUUUUCUUUUUUUCUUUUUUUUUGUGGACCGGGGAAGCUGUUACUUCAGUGUUUUGCCUCAGUGAUGGCCGAGAAAAAAAAUCUUGAGACUUGCAGACUAGCCUCAGCGUUUGUGCGCUAAUCUCUGCUAAUCGUCUGGAUGUGCUCUGCUGAAACUGGUGGAUAGAUUGUGAAUGUAGACCUGAUUUGAGGACUAUGACGGUCUUUUGUCCCCCUCUCAGAGUCAGGACUGUAUUUUUUGUGCAUGGUGAGAUAUGAGUAGAAAGGAGUGUGCAAUCGAAUGAGAAUGAGAAUAAGCAUAAGCAUGGACAGAGAUCUCGAUGCCUUUAAAAAAAAAAAAAAAAAAGGCGUUGCUCAACGAAAUGUGCCAGAUGAGCCUGUGUAGGGUUGAUAAUAUGUGCAAAUAUGUGCGAAUACGGUGCAUUUCAGCAAAUUAUUAGCAUUUGUUUGUCAUCAUUUCAUCAUGUGAACAUGUAUUUUUGAAGGCUCUCAAGAAAAAAUAAGCAAAAUGCAAUGGUUUUACGCGCUCUACAAAAAAAGAAAACAUGUUUGAAACAUUUGUAGCAAUGGUGCUGACUGACCUCUCAGCACGCAAACGAAGAUACCACCAAAAUUUGUCUUUUCUCGUUCUUGUUCUUGUUGUUUUUGACCUUGUUCUUGACCUUACUUCGAGGCGAGGGAUUUGUGUGUGUGUUUUGCGGUUUUGUUUUGGGUCGUGGUGCACAGCGGGAACGCACUUUUGUCCUGUGCUUCUCACCUAGAACUAAUUUUAAAAUGGAAUCAUCUUACGGUUCUGGACUCAUAUCUAGUGGAAGGGGGGAGUUAGGGUGUGUCGGGCAGUGCAGCUUGCUGUUCUUAGCAGGUUGUGGCGAAAUUUGACAUUCCUUUCACGUACAUCUCUACAUACUUUACUAAAGAUUAAUUUUUAUGCAAUGUACUGUACAUAGAGCAAUGUUAAUUGUACAAAAGGGUGACCUGUGGAAUCAGCUGAAUGAAUAUAUGAGUGUUGUAUGUUUUAUAUGUAUAUAUUUUGCUAUGUCUUACGUUUGUAUAAUGUACUCGAUGCGUAUAUACAUAUACACAUAUAUCUCUGUGUAUAUAUGUAUAUUUAUAUAUAGAUAUCUGUUGCUCAGUGACUUUUCACCUGCGCAGUAAAUGUUGCCGUCUGAAAUAAGCUCAAUAAGUAGAAAUGUCUAGAAAUGGCAUGAGCGUAGUCUCGUUUCUGAAUGAGCCGUACUUGAAACAGUGCAGACACUAACAGCAGUAGCUACACACUCGUCCUCGAAUCCACCUUUUCAGUCCUAGUGAGCCUGUUUAGACGGCUGAAAGCACCUCGAAUGUGGAAACCUUACCUACCUUGACUGUGGCUAAUUAAGGAAUGAAAAGCUAACGAUGAUAAUGAUGAUGUCAGAGGUUUUUCAAAAGCAAAAAGAAAGAUGGAUGUAGAAUACUGCAAAAAAACAAAACAAAACAAAUAAGAAUAUAUACUAUUUUUAAAUUAAAAAAAUGAAUGUUUAAGGUUUGUUACUAUGCUUUAUGUUAUGUUACAUUACAUUAUGAGCAUUAUGAGUUGACAGGAUUCACUCUGGUUUCCCCACAUAAAUUGUUAGUUAUUUAAGGAUAUUAGGGCUAGCCUUUUCCUUUUCCAUCAGCCGCUACUGAGAGACUUGUUAAAAUGUGCUUAAAAAAAUAUAAAUAAAUAAAUAAAUAAAUGAAAAAGUGAGUACAGGAAUUGAGGCAGUGAGGACUUUCAGCCAGGAAAUAUAUAUAUAUUUUUGUUUGUUUUUUUUUUUUUUUUUGUGUUGUGUCGACUCUACUUGCGAUCAGUUGUGCAGUCCGUCAUGAACAUUGUGUAGAAGUUCUCUUCUCUUCAAGUGGGACGUGUGUGUAAUAAUUAUCUAGAGGCAUUUUUGCACUGACAGUAGACUUGUGUGUAAUACCUGUACAUUUGCAGUCACGACUGAUUCCUUCAUUCAUGCAUUUCACACACUGUAGAACUUGUGCCCAUGUCUUCUAUUAAUGUGGCCAUCAGAAACUUUCUGUGGAUGUUUAUUAAUAUUAUUACUAUGAUUAUUAUUAUUAUUAUUAUUAUUAUUAGCGCUUUGUAACAGUUUCACUUGAGCAGUGAUCUAAAGGCAAGUGACUGAAAAUGAGAGAUGAAAGAUUGAAUCUUGAAAAGCGAGUUUUUGAAAAUAGAAAGCCUGUUUGUCUGUUUGCUCUGGAUCACGUACAAUAACAAGUCCUUAUUUGUUUAUAUUUGCUAUAUACACCUAUAACUACGAUAUAUAGCUAUAUAACUUUAUUAGCUACAUACUGUUAAUGUCACAGAAAAAUGUUGUAUCUCAUUUUCUGCUGUUUUCCAAUUUUUUAGACAUAAUUUAAAUCCAGAAUUAGUGCUUUACAUUGUGUCCAAAUUUCAUGAACAGACCUUUAAAUUGAUUUAAAACAAUUAUUAAUUAAUUAAAAAUUGGACUUUAAUUAAAAGAUUAAUUAUUCAGUUAUCAGGCCUUAUGUAAAAACUACCCUGAUUUAAUAUAUCUUGUUGAGUCCCACAGGGUUCUAUUUUAAGGCCUAUACAAUUGACAGAAAUGUAUUUAUGAGUCUUAAAAAGGGGUAAAAAAAAAUGUGGAGAUACAAUGUUUUUGUGUGGCAGUGAUAAUAUAUGUUGACUAUACUAUGAUAUUAAAGUAAUACAGGACUUUCAGAUAUGAAAGAGCAGACAGUAAACAGAUAACAGCUGGAUAUAAAAGUUCUAGUCACGCAAUUCUGAACUGCACCAUGUGAAAAAAAAAAACGCGAAGUGAAUUUUCUACAGUAUCAGCAGAACCUGAAGUUUUUACUGUCCCUCAUCAGCUUUGCAGAAAUGUUGAAUUUUAAAGCCUGAGGAGACGAGAUGCACCUUAUUCUGAGUAACACACAAUAUACAUACAUAGUAUAUGUAUACAUAUAUACUGCGUUUCUGGACACAACUCAUCUUUAAAUGAGCAUAACGUGAACAUUAAAGAAAUGUGAAUGUUUAAUGGGGCAUAUAUUUGUGUCAUCUGUGUCAUAGCUAGUGUAGCCUAGCCAGCGUGAAUAUGGUCACAUGGUCAUGACUGAACCACAGAUGUUUAAUGGAUGGAUUGUCUCUCUGUCCCCAAGCCUUUUACUCUGACGACUGAUGUUUAAAUCCUUAACGAAGCACAUUUGAUUUUUUUGUUUACAGCUAAUUCAUGGAUGUAUAUUUUGAAUAUUGUGUUAUUAAUUUGCCAAAACUGUGUGUUGUCACAGGAAAUUACAUUGUGUGUGUGUGUGUAUGUGUGUAUGUGUGUGUGUGUGUGUGUAUGAGAGGCAUUCUUUCAGGUUGUGUUGUUGAAGACUUGUCAGUCUGUGGUAGCUAAUCUUUGUUCCUGUUUACACCUGCUCACUUCAUGUGUUUUGAGUAUCAGGAUUAUAUUUGGAUGAGACCAAGCCACAUACUAAUGUGGAAUGUGGUAGUGUAAACACAAUACUCAAUACGCAUUUAAAACGGAUUCAAAUCCAAUCACUCAAACCACUUCAGAUGAUCUGUGAUGUAUUUAAUACACCACAUAACACUAACACUAAUAAAAUUAUGGUGAAACAAGUGAAUUUGCUAACUCCGUCCCACACAAUAACCAGAUUUCAGUCUGACUGCGUGGAAACUGGCUGUUUAAAAUCUGACCAGAAUAAAAUCCACAUUCUUCUCACAUGAAGUGAGCAGGUGUGAACGGGUUCUAGCUGUUCUGAGUCUGUCGAGUCUAAAGGGUCCUGCAUAGUUCCUGCAGUUCUCUCUCUCUCUCUGUUUCUCUCUCUCAUUCUGGAGUGUGAAACUAGUGUUUUUGUACAUGACCCUGCUUCUCAUCAUUUGUCUUUUAGGAUCUGUGCAAUAAGAGAUGUGGUUUUGAGUUUUGUAUUUCACCCAAGGAAAUUCUAUGGAUGUCAUAGAUGUUGUAUUCUAUACAAAUAUUUAUACUUCUAAGGUUGUAUAAUACUGAAAAUAAAGGCAUGACAUUAA